Molecule: messenger RNA, 629 nt
Organism: Sclerotinia trifoliorum
Lineage: Eukaryota; Fungi; Ascomycota; Leotiomycetes; Helotiales; Sclerotiniaceae
Source: the annotation of a GenBank genome assembly
AACCUUCAUCUGAACUUCCAUCUGAAAGACUGAAACCGAAAGAGAAAUCCAACUGCUUCAUCAUUAGCUUUACGACAUCACACCACUACCAAGAACCUCGCUAGCCAAACGUCAAGAUGCCACAAUACAUUGUAAUUAACUUUGGUCAAGAUAUCUAUCGUCUAAUGUGCUGAUUCAAGACCUAGAUCACUCUGGAAGAGGAUUCUACCAGGUCUAACGCCCCUGAGAAAUACGAACAGCAAGUGUAUUGUACAUGGCUAUCUGCAUAUCAGUAACUGACACAUAGUAGGGCUCUCAAAGCCGCUAAAGACCAUGGAGGAAGUAUUGCAGAGGGCAAUGACUUUGAUUGGGGUUUUAUGUAAGAGUGCUCUUCCUCAUUCCUCUCUCUGUCUCUUUUCCUCUUUCUCUUUCUCUUUCUCUUUCUCGCUUGCAUAUAACCUUACUGAUCGGGUGAAUUAGUGUCGACUUCCCUGAUGAUUCUGUUUCCGUAUCUGCAAUCAUGGAAAAUAAGACUUUCAAAACAAUUGAGGAUGGGCAAGGCCAAGUUACGACCCAAGAAGGUUAGAAAGAGCAGCCUGAAUUGUUUGAUAUAAUAUAUAUAUACAUAUAUUUGAUAGAUAGAGAAAAGA